Molecule: messenger RNA, 2344 nt
Organism: Vigna umbellata (rice bean)
Lineage: Eukaryota; Viridiplantae; Streptophyta; Magnoliopsida; Fabales; Fabaceae
Product: putative starch synthase 4, chloroplastic/amyloplastic
Source: RefSeq, a predicted model, not a curated record
GUGGACACGUGUUUCCUAGUUGGCGCAUUGUCUUUGUGUUUACGGUUGUAGUUUGAAAAGGCAACAAUGAUUUGGAUGAGAGACACAAUUACAUUAUCAUGGACACGGGUGUGAGUGGCGCAAUAUCACUCAUUGCCUCCAUCUCUAAACCUCAAUCUCGAAUCAGAAUAUGGGGACAUUGUUUUUCUUCCAUCCACCGAUUCCUCGUCUUCAACUCCCUUCCGUGCCAAAACCCGUUGCAUUCCCUCCUAUUUCUUGCCUGAGGAAUAAUGGAGAUGUCAGUGGCUUUCAUGAACACAAGUCAGAGGGUAAUAAAAAUGUGGACAUAUCCCAGACAAUAUCUAAUGAUGGCCAGAAUGUGAAACAAGAUAAUAUUUGGCAAUUGUUCAAAGAAGCUCAACAGAACAUACUGUACUUGAACGACCAACGUCUUGGGGCCAUUAAGGAACUUGAGAAAACGAAUAGAGAAAAACACUCGCUACUAGAAAAGAUAAAGAAAUUGGAAGCAGAAAAGCAGGCUGGUGCUGGUAAAGAUAAUCAAUCAACUUGUUCAGAGUUGCUGCUUCGGAUAGAUGCCAUGGUCCUUAGCAGCAUGAUUAGCCCUGGAGAAGCAUCUGAAUUAAGAAGUUUGGUGAUUAAUCACAAAGUGAGUCUGGCGGAUGUUUUUAAUAUCAUCUCACGCAAAAAAGAUCCCGAACUUCUAGGACAACUUCGUCACUUUUCACAUGGACACAAAAAGAAUGGUUUUCAUAUUGUUCACAUUUGCACAGAAAUGACGCCAAUGGUCCCUAGAGGAUCGGUAGCUUCAUAUGUGACUGGCAUAUCUCGUGCACUUCAAAGAAAGGGUCACUUGGUGGAAGUUAUAUUGCCAAAGUAUGCAAGUUUAAACCUCAAUGAAGUGCAAGGAUUGCGUGAAGUUAAUGUAGAGGCUUACUCAUAUUUUAAUGGUCAAUUGCAUGGAAAUAAAAUUUGGACUGGUGUUGUUUAUGGCAUUGGAGUCACUUUGAUUGAACCAAAGUACUUUUCAUCGUUUUUCAAUCGUGAGAUGAUAUAUGGCUAUCCAGAUGAUUUUGAAAGGUUCUCCUACUUUUGUCGAGCAUCAUUGGAUUAUAUUGUAAAAUGUGGGAAGCAGCCUGAUGUAUUACAUAUUCAUAAUUGGGAGACUGCCAUAGUUGGGCCCCUUUUCUGGGAUAUAUUUGUUAAACAGGGACUUGAAGGAACCAAAAUAUUAUUUACAUGCCAUGGCUUCAAUUCACAGGAGGGUAUUGAACAACCAGAUAAAUUGGCCUUAUGCGGGCUUGAUCCUUUACGACUUCAUCGCGCUGAUCGUUUACAAGACAACACUAACACACAACUAGUCAAUAUUUUAAAGGGUGGAAUUAUCUAUUCAAAUAAAGUUGUAAUAAUGUCGUCUAUCCAUCAAAAGCAUGUAAUUGUUCAUAAUCUGAGUCAUGAACUGGAACCUACUUUAAAUGAGCAUAGGGACAAGUUGGUCAUUGCUCCUUAUGGGUUAGACAGGUCAACUUGGGAUCCUUCGACAGACUAUCUUCUUCCAGAAAAUUUCAAUGCUGAAAAUUUCAAUGGAAAAGCUGUUUGCAAAGUUUCAUUGCUGCAGCAGCUGGGGUUAUCUGAACAUUCUUCCAGUAUUCUUGUUGGAUUCAUUUUUCCGGAAGGACGAGACCUGGAUGUGAAAAGGCUGAAGGAAGUUAUCUUGAAUGCCAAGCAACAGGAUGUCCAGUUCAUAUUUUUGGGGACCAGUGAAAGAUCAGUCUUGAAUCAGACCCUUGAAUCGCUUCAGAAGGAACUCAAGGAUGAUAAUCUUAAACUUUUUCCUACUUAUGAUGAAGCUCUGUUGCAUUUAGUCUUUGCUGGAUCGGACAUCAUCUUGUGCCAAUCUUUCGUUGAUCCUACUGACGAAAUCCCUCUCAUAGCAUUAAGGUAUGGAGCAGCUCCAAUAGCACUUACCUCUGAUGCAAGCACAAACAGGGUGAUACCUUUUGAAAGGAACUUCACAAACCAAGACCAUGAGGCUACCAUGUACUCAAAAUUGAUCAACUCUAGCUUUUUAAACAUCUCUCUCGGCCUUGCUGUUGAUGAAAUUAGGACUAACCCUGCAAUGUGGAAACGAAAAAUAAUGCAAGCAAUGGCACAUGACUUAUCAUGGGAUGGUGAAUGCUACGAUCUUCAUUUUGCAGCUUACUCUGCUAUAAAGAAUAUGUAAACAUUUUUUUUUUUUGUUUAGGAACUUGAGAUAUGACAGAAUAGUAUUCAAUAUAAUGAAUAAGGAUUUAGAAUUUAGGAAUUAGGAUUAAGGUUGAAGGAGUUGGAAGGGUAUGGGGCAGAA